Molecule: messenger RNA, 953 nt
Organism: Xenopus laevis (African clawed frog)
Lineage: Eukaryota; Metazoa; Chordata; Amphibia; Anura; Pipidae
Gene: grxcr1.L
Product: glutaredoxin, cysteine rich 1 L homeolog
Exons: 4
Coding region: 3-875 (290 amino acids)
Biological process (GO): sensory perception of sound
Source: RefSeq, a predicted model, not a curated record
AGAUGCUAAAUAUGGAAAUGAAGGCUGAUGUGGACAGACAACAAAGGAAAGUUCGAUUUCGAGUAGCUUCAUCUUACAGUGGAAGGGUGUUGAGGGAAGUGUACACUGAUGGAGACUCCUUGGAUUCUGAAUGUGCCAGCAGCUCGGAGACCGACCAGAACAGCUUCCCAAGCGACAGUGAUGGGGUUCAAAAUGGCUUCCUGGGAUCAGAGUUUGACGAAAGUGAAAAUGAACCCGAUGAUUUGCUGGUCUUAGCCAGAGCUACCAAAGAUAGGGGAUUUGCAACAAAAAGAGUGAACAUUCUCAGUAAAAAUGGAACCGUCCGAGGAGUCAAACAUAAAGUCAGUGCAGGCCAAGCCUUGUUUGACAAUUUAGCAACAGUAUUCCAGUCCUCCACAACACUUGAAUAUGGCCGAAUAGUAAUAUACACCACAAGUCUGCGCGUCGUGCGAAACACUUUCGAAAGGUGCGAAAUGGUGAGAAAAAUCUUCCAAAACCACAGAGUAAAAUUUGAAGAAAAGAAUAUUGCUCUGAAUGGAGACUUUGGCAAAGAACUGGAUGAACGGUGCCAGAGGGUGUCUGAAGUCCCGUCAUUACCUGUGAUAUUUAUUGAUGGCCAUUAUCUUGGGGGUGCUGAAAAAAUACUAUCGAUGAAUGAAUCAGGAGAGUUGCAAGACCUGCUAAUGAAGAUAGAGAGAGUUCAGCACCCGCAUGCCUGUGCCUUCUGCGGUGGGUUUGGUUUCCUCCCUUGUUUAGUGUGCCAUGGCAGCAAGAUGUCAGUCUUCCGAAACUGCUUCACGGACUCUUUUAAAGCUCUGAAGUGCACUGCCUGCAAUGAGAAUGGAUUGCAGCGCUGCAAAAACUGUGCAGGAUAAUCCACACACACAAAAAGCAGUUUGCUUGACCUCAUUUUGCAAUAUCAUUUCAUACGUGCUUUUUUAUAUAUAUAAAAA